AUGGCUGAUACGCUCAAUCGUUUAUGCUGCUAUGUUAUUCGAGAUGACUUUGGGCCAAUCGUCGAACAAGUCGCAAAAGUUCUUUUACAAAAAGGCCGACUUACUUUGCCAGUAAUCGCCAAACUAUCAAAAUUUGCCUUAGCAAAGACUCGAGAAUGUCUUUUCAUACUUAUUCAACAUAAUUUAGUAUACUGGGCUGAAACAAGAGAAAGUCAAAGAAUUGGAAUUUAUUAUUCUAUUGAAAAAGACGAAAUUCUGACAAGUUUUGCUGAUUCAAUAUCUGCUAGAGAUAAAGCUAACGAAGCAGAACAACGAGAAUUAGCAAAAGUAACCAAUUUCAUACCUACUAAAAAGCAAAUGGCCGAAGCCAAGGCCAAACUAGCAGCUAAUCUUGAUAUGGAUGAUACAGCAACUGGAUCGGUAGUAGUCUAA
Messenger RNA from Racocetra fulgida, 432 nucleotides. The record is from the annotation of a GenBank genome assembly. Lineage: Eukaryota; Fungi; Glomeromycota; Glomeromycetes; Diversisporales; Gigasporaceae.